Molecule: messenger RNA, 2079 nt
Organism: Drosophila novamexicana
Lineage: Eukaryota; Metazoa; Arthropoda; Insecta; Diptera; Drosophilidae
Gene: ergic53
Product: protein ERGIC-53
Exons: 5
Coding region: 24-1610 (528 amino acids)
Biological process (GO): endoplasmic reticulum organization; Golgi organization; endoplasmic reticulum to Golgi vesicle-mediated transport
Cellular component (GO): COPII-coated ER to Golgi transport vesicle; Golgi membrane; endoplasmic reticulum membrane
Molecular function (GO): D-mannose binding
Source: RefSeq, a predicted model, not a curated record
GUGGCGCUGUCAAACUGUGAAAGAUGCAAGCGACCGGGUCGAAAUUACUGCUGCCAACAAUUUGCAAAUUUCUGGCUAUAUUCUGCAUAAUUAUUACACAGAACCAUGUGGCGGCCAACGUGAAUCCCAGUGCUAUCGGCGUGCAUAGACGGUUUGAGUACAAGUACUCGUUUAAGCCGCCAUAUUUGGCACAAAAAGAUGGCACCGUACCGUUCUGGGAAUACGGGGGAAAUGCCAUCGCCAGUGCGGAAAGCGUACGCGUGGCGCCCUCGUUGCGCUCACAGAAGGGCGCCAUCUGGACAAAAUCACAGACCAACUUUGACUGGUGGGAUGUGGAGAUUGUCUUCCGCGUAACGGGACGUGGCCGUAUCGGAGCCGACGGUCUGGCCUUCUGGUAUACUACGGAGAAGGGUGACUAUAAUGGUGCUGUGUUUGGCUCCUCCGAUCGCUGGAACGGCCUGGCCAUCAUCUUUGAUUCGUUCGACAACGACAACAAGCACAACAAUCCAUACAUCAGCGCUGUGGUCAACGAUGGCACCAAGCAGUACGACCAUGCCAAUGAUGGUACGACGCAGUUGCUAAGCGGCUGCUUGAGAGAUUUCCGUAACAAGCCCUUCCCCACGCGUGCUCGCAUCGAGUACUACAACAAUGUGCUCACCGUGCUCAUCCACAAUGGCAUGUCGAACAACAAUGAUGACUACGAGAUGUGCCUGCGCGCCGAUGGUGUGCAGCUGCCCAAGCACGGCUACUUUGGCAUUUCAGCGGCAACUGGCGGCCUGGCCGAUGAUCACGAUGUGUUCCACUUUUUGACCACAUCGCUGCAUGCUGCCGGCCAAGUGCAGGAACCACCAAAGGUGGACAAUCAGGAGAAGUUGACGCAAGAAUACAAGGAAUACCAGGACAAACUGGAGAAGCAAAAGCAGGAGUACAAGAAAGACCAUCCGGAUGAAGCACACAAAGACCAAGAGGAAGACUGGGAAGAGUUUUACGAGUCGGAGAAUCAGCGCGAGUUGCGUCAAAUCUGGCAGGGUCAGAGCCAAAUAGCUGAGCAUCUGCGUGAAUUGUCGCGUAAGGUUGACGAGAUCAUUGGCCGCCAGGAGAACACGCUGUCUCUAGUCUCGCGUGGCCUGGCUGCCAAUGCUGGUCAAGCUUUGCCACCGCCAGCGGCUGGCAGCGUGCCCCUGCAGCAGCUACCCGCUGGCGUUGGUGUCACGCGGCAAGAUGUGGAUUUACUGAUUGCCAAUCAGAACAUUCUGCUCAGCACCAUACGCGAAAUACGCCAGCUUGCGGGAGAUAUCAAUGUGCGCACUGAUAAUAUACAAAUCAAUCAGAAGAACGCGCCCACAGCGCAAAUUCAGUCUACGGGCUACGAUGUCCAAACGUUGAUAGCCGAGAUGCGUGAUGGCAUGAAUCAGGUCAAGCAGGGCAUCUCGCAUGUGGGCCAAAGAUUGGGUAUGCCACAGGGCUCGGCCCAGGUGGCACCUUGUCCCACCGGAAGCUGCGUGGGUGUCACGUUAUUCCUUAGCGUCACCGUUGUGCAACUGCUGCUAGUAUUUCUCUACAACAUAUUCAAAAAUCGCAGCGAGGCGCAAGCGAAAAAGUUCUACUAGGCUUUCGGCUCAGCACGCAAAACGAACACACACACACACCUGAUUAGGCGACAACUAAAUUUAGUUGAAAUGAAAUACUGAAGACUUCAGCUUAGAUUGCUCUACAAUAUUGUAUAAUUGUUUUUUUUUUUACGUAGACCCAAUUGAUUCAAGCCAGGUCUCCAAAAUUGUAUGUGACUUAAUUUGAAACCGAAACUGAACAAGUAACUAGAACAAUGAAGAAGCCUCAUGACAAAAGCCACAAGACAAAUUUCUUGCAGUCCUAGUUCACUAGUAGAUCCCAUACCCCCAUUACAUAUAUAUAUAUAUUGUGUUUGUAACCUAUCUGUUUUAGCCAAGUCUAAAGUUUCGGUCUACUCUCAAAACUGUGCAUAUCAGUGUGUACAGCCGUGAACUCUGCAUUUCAAUAUAAAAAAAAAAGAAAACAAAACAUAAACAAAUAAAAUAAAAUAAAAAAUGUAAAACCGUA